GCUCACUAAUCCACCACUGGCUGACGACUGCACAUACUAGUGUUCCAUUCUCAUUCAGUCAUUCUAACCAGCUUUCUCAGCCAGGCAGCAUAAAUAUAUCAGAUUUUCCGACCUUAGUCAGUCACUGGCUGACUGCGGAUUGGUGAUCUCGUGUUUGUGCCCUCUAUCCCGUCGGAAGAGCGCUCUGGCGCCGAGAGAGCUGCUACCAAAAAUAAAAAGUGAGAUGAUAUUUAAGUAGCAAAACGCUGUGGAAAUGUGCUAAAACAGAAAAGGAAAAGACGGGAAAAUUUCUACUUCUCUUCAUUCUAUUUAUGGUGAUCUGAAUUCUACCAGUGUCUAAUAUUUUCACUCCGAUAGGCUAAGUUUGGAAGAGACGCAGAAGAAAGUGUUGGUGAAAAGUGUGACAACUGAAUUAUAUUAAAAGAAGGAAAAGUGUCUCGCGAAGUCCACAAACGAAAACAGGGUUUGGAAAAAACUAAGCAUACAACUUUUAGCAACAAACGGUACACCAACAACAACACACGGAAGCUCAAAUAUGAUGUGCUAAAUUUUAGCGAUUUUCGAUACAGUGCUGCAAUUUCUAUAAGAACAAAAAAUUGCAUUUAUCCAACGAUCGUGGCUGUGACAAACAGUUAGCCGUUUCCGCUAGUACUUACUUCUUUUGCUGCUUGGAGCGACACAGAUAAUGACUGCAGUAGUCAUGGCGGUAGAUGGAAGCUUCGACCCAGUCAUAUCCAAACUAAUUACAUCGCUGAAGGAGGCGGAGAGCUUAUCGGAAGAGCAGGAUCUCGGCUUCCUGCAGAAUCUGCUCCAGUCGAAGGAGCUGAAUGCGCUGGUCAAUGUGCACAGUAAAGUCGCCAAAAUCAACAAGGAUGACCGGAUAGCACCGCUUUUGUCUGCGUCCAUGCAGGUCCUCGCCGAAGUGUUAGAACUUUUAGCACCCAGAUGCCACAUCUCUCCUCUGUGUAGGGAAAUCUUUCACCUGUUGCAGAAACCACACCUACAGAGCCUCCUAUUGGCACAUGAUGCCAUUGCGCAAAAAGACUUCUACCCACACCUGCCCGAAAUACCUGUCGAGGUCGACGAGGACGAGGAAACCAUCAAAAUCGUACAACUAGUGAAGAGUAACGAGCCACUGUGUGCCGGAGCACAAAGUGCGGAACCAAUUGUAGGUGCCACAAUAAAAACCGAUGAGGAAACGGGUAAAAUUAUCAUCGCACGAAUUAUGCACGGUGGUGCAGCGGAUCGAUCCGGGCUAAUUCACAUGGGGGAUGAAGUGAUCGAGGUCAACAAUAUCAACGUGGAGGGCAAAACUCCGGGUGACGUGCUGUCGAUUUUGCAAAACUCGGAAGGUACCAUCACGUUUAAACUGGUACCGUCGGACGGAAAAUUGGACCAGCGGGAAAGUAAAGUGCGUGUUAGGGCGUACUUUGACUAUGAGCCGGAGAAUGAUCCGUACAUACCGUGCAAGGAAGCAGGUUUGGGAUUCGUGAGAGGUGAUAUUUUGCACAUCGUGUCACAGGAUGACUCCUACUGGUGGCAGGCCCGGAAAGAAGGAGAAAAGACUACCCGAGCGGGACUUAUUCCUAGCCGGGCGCUGCAAGAACGGCGAAUCCUGCACGAACGCACUCAGAAGGAAACCAAUGGUGAGACGAAAAAAGGUUCAUGUGCCUCUAUCUGCUCGACACCGCCCGGUUCACCCAAUCCGAGCAAUCCCUGUCGAGGACCUAAAACUAAAAAGAUUAUGUACGAUACAGCGGAGAACGAUGAUUUCGAUCGGGAGCUGAUCGCCACCUACGAAGAGGUGGCCAAACUGUAUCCCAGGCCCAACGUGUACCGGCCCAUCGUACUGAUUGGUGCGCCCGGAAUCGGCCGUAAUGAGCUGAAGCGACGGCUGGUGGCUCGAGACCCGGAAAAAUACAAAAGCCCAGUGCCAUAUACAACUCGUCCGAUGCGCCCCGGUGAGGUUGCUGGUCGGGAGUACCUCUUUGUGUCGCGUGAAAAAAUGGAAAGCGAAAUUGCCAACGGAAAGUUCAUCGAGUACGGCGAAUACAAGGGUCAACUGUACGGGACGUCCGGUGAGAGUGUGAAGACCAUCGUGAAUGCUGGUUGCGUUUGCGUGCUUGGUCCCCACUAUCAGGCGUUGAAAUCACUAAGAACUGCCCAGCUGAAGCCGUACAUUGUGCACAUCCGGCCGCCACCAUUCGAUAAGCUGAAGCAAACUCGCACCAAGGCUCGUGCCCGGUCAACGUUCGACGAGUCAAACUCGAGAGGAUUUACGGACGAGGAAUUCCAGGAGAUGAUAAAAUCGGCCGAGCGGAUCAACUUCCUGUACGGCCACUUUUGCGAUGACGAAAUCAUCAACGGUGACCUAACCGAAGCGUUCGAGAAGCUGGUGACGCUGGCCAACAAGUCCGAAACGGAACCACUGUGGGCACCGGUCAGUUGGGUACAAUGAAGGCACAUUUGCUCUGCUGCCACUGAGCCGGAGUUUGUUGAGCCUACGUGAGCCUAGCGGAGGGAGGGUGUUGUCGUGAAUUAGUGUAAUGUGAAAUUGAUUUUCGUUUAUUUGUGUUACUUGUUACCAAAGUAAUCAAUUGGUGGGAGGAUGAGGUGCAGUACGCAGCAUUAAUAUUCAUGUUUGUAAAUAUGUAGCCACGUUCGGUCGGUUCCCAGUCCCAGUGUACGACGCGACAUGGUUGUUCGGAUUACAGCACGCGUACUGUUAGGUUUAUUCAAGCAAAAUUGCAAAUGUAGACAACGGAUAGUACUAAUUAACUUGGAUUGUUAUAAAUUUUGUUUAGUUCUUUUUUUCGUGAAGAAAUAUUAUUUCUUUAGGUCAGAAUGCACUCGUUUCUGACUACCCCCGAAGAAUCAAACGUCCAUGUAGAGUAUGUUUUCUGAUGAGUUGCGGCAGGUUUAGCAUAUUUUAGAAAAUCUAAUUUCGUUUGUUUGGAACGUUAACUGCAAACCAGCAUGCGAUUAGGAAUUUUGUCUAUGAUUUUAAUAACAUUUUAUUAAAUCAAUAAAAAGCGUGCCUAGUUUAAAUUUGAUUGCCCAUAUUUUGAACAACUAACGGGUUGAAAAUUUGUGGAAAUUGUUUAUCAGUAAAUAUUCGAGUUCGACAAUAUCUAAGUUUAGGUACAGGUAGCGAAUGUAAUGGAUACGUUUCACUGCCCCAAAAGUUCGAAGAUAGUUGGUACAAUUUCGAUAAAGUUUAGGCUGGUGAAGACUCUGCAUUGCCAAAAAAACUCUCACUAACGCCAUAAAAAACAAUGCAUCUCCAAACGUCGAAACAACUGUUACCACACUUAUCUAUGAUUGCAGAAGUUUACCCAACUUCAAAUAAUUCUUAAUACAUACUACGUCAUUAAUGCUUUUUAAAAUGUGUGGUCAUCGUCAGCCAGAGAGUGUUGCUAUGAAAACGGUUCAUUUUUGUGAAAUUACUCAGAUUAACCGAGAACUACAACAGAGACUGUAAAGUACAGAGCCGAAACGCAAAAAUAAUACAGAUGGCAUAAUUUAUUGGUACAUUUUGCUCUGAUUCAUUCCCGAAAAAGAGAAAACAUGCAAAAUACUAGUCAAAUUCUGAGUAUUUGAAAAAAUAUCGGCCACAGUCAUUAUAUCCCGGCAAAGUUUCCAACAGUUGAUUGCAGUCAGUGAAAUUAUUCUGAAAGGUAUUUGAAAAAUUCGCGAAUAUUCAGCCGAAAUAUUUUAAAAAUUUCGCUGAAUUAUUCAGCUACUGAGCGCGAAAGAAUAGACCAACAAACGAUUCAGAAAUUAAUUAUUUCUUGAUGAAUAUGCAACGUGCGAAAAACAAGAAAAAGAAAAUUAUCACAGGUAGAUGACGUUGCUUUACAUGUAUUCGCAUUAAAGUCAUUUUUCCGUGCCGGAUAAUAAACUGUUCGAAAGGAAGACUGCGCUACAAUUCCCUUGUACCUAGUUUUAAAAAUGUUUUUGCUUUUCCGAUGAACUUGUUUAUAAACAUAAUAAUCAUUUUCCAGUUAUCGAACAAAUUAUGACUUUAUAGCAUGUAAACCAUACCAGAAAUUUGCUGAUUUCAUAGCAACCCUCUAAAAAAGACGAUAUUACUAUCCAAAAUUCUACCAAAAAAAUUAAAUUGUUACAUAAUGCACCGCUCGCUUUCAAAACUAGAGUUUACCCCCAUUUAUCAGGAGCAAUUCAAGAUAAUCAACUAAACAGAUUUAACUCUUACACACAAUAGAAAAUACUCCGACAUGCAUCUAGGAAGCACACUGUGAAACAUAACCUUGCAUUCUACUCUCGCAGAAAAAUAGAGCUGUAUAUUUUCCGACAAUUUUAAAAAAACCUUCAAGCAUUUCGUCUAUCUAUUUAUAAACUAACAGAACAACUUCAAUACAUUACUAAUAGUGUAAAAAAAUCAGCAUAGAUAAGCCGAUAAAAAUCGUUGUAUUGCAAAGCUAAUUCGUCUUUCUAAUUCGAACAAACCACAUUACAGUAGAUGGAAUAAACAAACAGUUCAGAGUAGACAAUUGUAAUAAAAACCAAAACAUGUUCUCUCAUUCUUACAUUCUAAACAAAUAUACAAAGUUUGCAUGAAUGAUUGCUAAAUGGAGGUUUGGAACCGGUCAGAUGCAACAAAGGAAUUCACCGUUACUGAACAACUAGGGAUACGUGACAAUAUUACCGAAAAUCUACUUAAAAAGUAUGAACCAGGCGAAGGGAUAAACUAAUUUAAAUUUCUAUAAAUGACUAUAACACUACAAACUAACAAAAAAAAAGCAUAUGUACACAAGUCAACUAUAUACAAACCAUUUCUUAUCAUUCAUCUAUACGCGUAGAAGCGGCUGAAAAAGAAAAGAAGUAAAACAUUCGGCUCUAGCAUCAGUACAAGAAUAUAUUUAUAUUUCAGCUUCUAUCGAUGUUCGCUUUCUGAAUUGACCACCAAAAAAAAUAUUCAGCCUAGCAACAUAGCGCUAAACAAUAAACAAGAAAAGACCUGAAGACAUGAAACAAAACCCAACCAAAUUGAUGCCACGACUUACAAAACCUAAACUAACCUUGUUGCUGAGAAUAAUAAUCUAACACUAAACGCUAAAAUUUACGCUAAAAAAAAAACAAA
This is a messenger RNA of Wyeomyia smithii (pitcher-plant mosquito), 5104 nucleotides long. RefSeq names its product MAGUK p55 subfamily member 7 (gene metro). The record is from RefSeq and is a predicted model, not a curated record. Gene Ontology annotation, molecular function: protein binding. The transcript has 12 exons. Gene Ontology annotation, cellular component: plasma membrane; cell-cell junction. The coding region runs from base 686 to 2458 and encodes 590 amino acids. NCBI's taxonomy places the organism in Eukaryota, Metazoa, Arthropoda, Insecta, Diptera, Culicidae.